AUGACUCACAGACUCGAUGAAAAGGAGCAUUCUAAUGAAAGAAAAUACAAUCUCAUCAAACUAAAUAAAAAUGUUACAAAAUGGAGGGAACUUCGGGCUUCUUCUUUCCAACGUUUAGUUAUUGCCACGGCCAUAUGUAUAUUUUCACUUGGAUUUGGAGGUUAUCUUUAUAUUUCAAAUAAAGAUAGUGUAGAAUCAACAAUGAAGAUCAUUUCGACAUCUAUUUUUGGAGUAGGAAGCAUGGGAAUUUUUGUCAAAAGCUUAACGUCACUUAAAAACCUUUUUACUAAAAAUAAGGACGAAAAUAAUGAAGAUGCAGAGAAAUUUGAAGUUAUUGUUGCAAGCUCAGGAAGAAAUUGCCCUAGAAGAUUAGAUUCUCCUUUAUUAUUCGUGAAAACACUUAUUGAACAUAUACAUAUCAUGAUGAUUUGGCGUACUAUAUGGUUGGAAGAAGUGGACAAAUGUGACAUGAAUGAAGCAGAUAAUGAAAUAUACGAUGAUAAAGAAAUGCUUGAUUUGGUUAAUGAGCUAAUAAGACGUAUGAACUAUCGUAAUGAAAAUAAAACAUUUCUAAUAAGUCGUAUGAACUAUAGUAAUGAAAAUAAAAUAUUUCGUGGCAUUUUGAUAAUCAUGAAGCUAAUGGCACAUUAUUUGACUAAAUUGCAAGAAGAAUUAGACUAUAACGAAAAUUUAAAUGAUUCUAAUUAUAUAAAAUGUAUGCGCUACUUAUUAAUAAGUAUAAAUGCUUGCAUUGAGACCACUUUUCAUUAUCGUAAUAUGACACUUAUAAAUAAGGCACUAAAAAAAAUGAAAUUACUUAAAACUCAUUCGGAUUCAAAAUUUUAUAUAUCUUAUAUCGGUGGGGAGAAAUUUUUUAAGGAAAGUAUUGAUAAUUAUUUUGAGGGAAAGUCUAAAAUAGUAAAUUUGCUUAAAAAAGACAAUAAUACUAAUAAAAAAGAAGAUAUAGUUAUUAGUAAAGAAAAAGAAGACGAAAUACAGAAAAUAAUGGACAAUAAGAUAGAUGACAAUAUUAAUCAGGGUCACAUAAACGAAAAAGAAAAGGAUGAAAUAUUACGAAAAAUUUAUGAUACAGAAGUAGACGAUACUGAUUGUAAUAAUGUAGUGGAUACUUUACUAAAAAUUAUAAUAGGCGGCAAACUACACGACAAUACCGAAAUUAAUCAAUCCGAGAGUAACGAAAAUAAUCAAUCCGAGAGUAAUGAAAAAGUUUAUCUAGAAGAAAUGGUGAUAAUUUUAUUGAAAAUUAAAGCCAAAAAUAAUAAUAGGGGUGGGAUCAGAAGUAAUAAGUGUGAGGCCGGGAAUAAUAAUCUGCCUGAUAAAUUCAAGCAAUUUUUAUUAAAAAUCAAAACUGAUGCCAAGGAUGAUGACAAUCCGAUUGAUAAAAUGGUGGAAUUUUUAUUACGACUUAUAAGUAAGGCAAAGAGUGAUGAAAAGGAUGCUAUUCUGAACAUUAAGAAUUUAAGUUUAUUAUCAGACAUUUUAGGUGGUCUGCUGAAUUGUCAAAACAAAAAAGAUGAAAUCAUAAAAACUUUAAUAGAGUUUAUUCAGAAAAACGAAAGGGGAAACAUGUUUUUAACCGACAUUAUAAAAGAGAACAUGAAAAAGAACAUGAACAUGGAAGAAAACAUGGAAGUUGAGCUGAAAGCCCACGUUAAGGACAUAGCUAAAAUUUUAUUCGAAAUUAUAAGAAAUAAUAAUUAUGAAGAGAUGGAUUCAAAUGCAAAAGAAUUUAUUGGUAAUAAAGCUAUGGAAGAGGAUGAAUUAGAAUACGUAAAGAAAAUAGGGUAUAUUUUAUUGGAAAUUAUGAUUGAGACUAAGAUUGAAGAUACACAUACAAAAUAUCAAAUAUCAUACGAUGACAUGAAUGAAAUGAAUGUCGUGGAAGCAAUAAUAGGAACAAUUUUAUUAGAAAUUACGGAAAAGAUUAGUGAAGUCAAGAAACACGAUGAUAAGAAUUACACUAAUAUCAAUAGGGACCACACUAAUAAUAACAAUGAUAAGGAUCAUACUAAUAUUAAUACUGAACUAAGUAGCCUUAGUGAUUUACUUGAAGAAUUAAAAACUCAAGUAAUAUCUAUAAAGGAUGAUAUCAUAAUGAAAAAGUAUUUUAAAGAUAAAAUCGAUUUAUUUGGUAAAAUUCGUCAUAAUAAUAACUUCUUGGAAAAAUGUUUUCUCUACUUCUUAACUUUGGAAGAAGUGGGCAAAUGUGACAUUAAUGAAGCAGAUAAUGAAAUAUACGAUGAUAAAGAAAUGCUUGAUUUGGUUAAUGAGCUAAUAAGACGUAUGAACUAUUGUAAUGAAAAUAAAAUAUUUCUAAUAAGUCAUAAGAACUAUAGCAAUGAAAAUAAAAUAUUUCGUGGCAUUUUGAUAAUCAUGAAGCUAAUGGCACAUUAUUUGACUAAAUCGCAAGAAGAAUUAGACUAUGACGAAAAUUUAAAUGAUUCUAAUUAUAUAAAAUGCACUAAAAAAAUGAAAUUACUUAAAACUCGUUCGGAUUCGAAAUUUUAUAUAUCUUGUAUCGGUAGGGACAAACUUUUUCAGGAAAGUUUUGAUAAUUAUUUUGAGGGAAAGCCUAAAAUAGUAAAUGUACUUAAAAAAGACAAUAAUACUAAUAAAAAAGAAGAGAUAAGUAAUGAAAAAGUUUUUCUAGAAGAAAUGGUGAUAAUUCAUCGAAAAUUAAAACAAAAAAUAAAAAUUAGAGUGGGAUUAGAAGUAAUAAGAGGUGAUGACAAUCCGAUUGAUAAAAUGGUGAGAUUUUUAUUACGUAAGGCAAAGAGUAAUGAAAAGGAUGCUAUUCAGAAUAUUAAGAAUUUAAGUUUAUUAUUAGACAUUUAG
Messenger RNA from Dentiscutata erythropus, 2856 nucleotides. Lineage: Eukaryota; Fungi; Glomeromycota; Glomeromycetes; Diversisporales; Gigasporaceae. The record is from the annotation of a GenBank genome assembly.